AUGCAUCGCGUACUCUGUCCGACAGCCCGCUCUCUUUUCCGCGUUUCUCGGCCUAUCGUCCUGAGGACCACUGCUGCCAUACGAGUUAACCCCAGCCCAAGACGGUGCUAUGCAAGCCAGCCGCCAACAAGCGGGGCUGGCCAGAACCCCUUCUCAUUCAUGCUGGGCUCGCAGCACAAGAAGGGCGACGCAUUGAAAGAAUAUAGCGUCGACUUGACGGAUAUGGCGCGGAAUGGGAAACUUGACCCUACUAUUGGCCGUGACGAAGAAAUCCGAAGAACGAUCCAGAUUCUCUCCCGGAGGACCAAAUCCAAUCCAGUUCUCAUUGGGCCGCCUGGUGUUGGCAAGACUGCCAUUCUUGAAGGUCUGGCCAGCCGCAUCGUCAGCAAAGAAGUCCCCGAGUCGCUACAUAACAAACGCGUCCUCUCGAUUGAUCUCGCCGGUAUUAUGGCGGGGUCUGGGAUCCGGGGGCAGUUCGAAGAAAAGUUUCGCAACUUGAUUUCCGACAUUGAGGCCGAGGCAGGGAAUGUUAUUUGCUUCAUUGACGAAGUUCACACGCUUUUUAAUCUUGGUAAAACGGAGGGCAGCAUUGACGGAGGUCAGAUGAUCAAGCCUGCGUUAGCGAGGGGGCUUCAGCUCGUUGGAGCUACAACGCCAGACGAAUAUCGAAAGACUAUAGGCAAAGAUGCGGCUUUGGAGCGCCGUUUUCAACCCGUCACUAUCGAGGAGCCUACUGUGGAGUCAACUAUAUCCAUCCUACGCGGGCUGAAGCCACGCUACGAGGUUCACCACGGGGUCGAAAUUUCCGACAGCGCAUUAGUGACAGCAGCUCUCUACUCAGCACGAUACAUAUCCGACCGUUUCCUCCCCGACAAGGCUAUUGACCUCGUAGACGAGGCAGCAUCGUCACUUCGUCUGGCGCAGGAGAGCAAGCCGGACCAGCUCGAGGCGCUGGAGCGGGAUAUCAUGACCCUGGAGAUAGAGAGGGAAAGCUUGAAGAAGGAAACCGACACUUUUAGCGCGGAGAGGAGACGAGCUGUGGAGGCCGAAAUUGAAGAGAAGCGCAAAGCUGCAAACAAUCUGACGGAAACUUGGCAGACAGAGAGAGCUCGUCUCACUCGGACCAAGGAUCUGAAGCAGCAAAUUGAGGCGGCCAAGCACCAGCUCGAUGUAGCACAACGAGCUGGAGACUUUGAAACCGCUAGUCGACUUCGAUUUUCCACCAUCCCAGACUUGACGCGUCAAUUGCCCGAUGAAACGGUCGAAGCGGCAGAGAAGGCUGCGAGGGAAGAUGCAGACUCACCGCUUUCUAUGCUACAAGAGCGAGUUACAUCUAGUGCUAUUGCGCGUGUUGUUGCUCGGGCAACUGGAAUACCCGUUCACAACCUUCUCAAAGGGGAGAGGGAGAAGCUUGUCAAUAUGGAGGACACGAUUAAGUGGAGAGUGGUCGGUCAAGACGACGCGGUUUCCGCCAUCAGCGACGCCGUCAGGAUAUCGCGUGCGGGCUUACAAGCGCCAAAUAGACCGGUUGCAUCAUUCUUGCUCUUGGGCCCAACCGGUGUCGGAAAGACGGAACUUUGCAAAACCCUCGCGGGAUUCCUGUACAACGACGAACAGCGUGGUCUAAUCAAUAUCAAUAUGUCUGAGUAUCACGAUCGACAUACGAUAUCAAGACUUAUUGGUGCUGCCCCGGGUUAUGUCGGAUUCGAAGAAGGAGGUCAAUUAACUGAGGCUGUCCGGCGUAAACCAUACGCUGUUGUGCUUCUCGAUGAGCUGGAGAAGGCCCACAAGGACGUUGCCAUGAUAUUGCUGCAAAUACUUGAUGAGGGUAGUAUCACCGACAGCCAAGGUCGAAAGGUCGACUUCAAGAAUACCAUCAUCUGUCUUACAAGUAACCUCGGUAAAGCAGUAUUCUUGUUCGGUAUACUUUCCACUAAAUCGCCCUCAGGCAGUAACAUCCUUGCUGAUCCCAGCGCAUGCGAUGUCGACGGCGUUGUAACGACCGAAGCCAAGCAACAAGUGCUCGAUGUAACUUCGGAGUACUUCCCGCCCGAGCUGCUCAAUCGCCUCGACACGAUGCUUGUGUUCAACAAGCUUUCGCGAGAAUCUGUUUUGAAAAUUGUGGGGCUACGGCUGAAAGAUGUGGCCAACCGGCUGCAGGACCGACAUAUCACGCUUGAUGUAGACGACGGGGCGCGGGAGUGGCUUGCGAAGCAUGGCUACUCGAACCUGUAUGGCGCGCGGGCAAUUGCGCGGGUGGUCAGGACGGAGGUGCUGUUUCCGCUGGCGCAAAAGCUGUUGCGGGGGACCAUUCGGGAGGGUGACCGAGUAAAAAUCCGGGUGUCAGGCGACAACCAGACGCUGCUUAUCCAAGAGAACCAUCUGCCUGAUCCGGAGGCGGGGUCGGCGGAGCUGAAGCGGACGCUGAGGACUGACGAUGACGAUAUUGACACAAACCGAUAG
This is a messenger RNA of Mycena indigotica, 2463 nucleotides long. RefSeq names its product p-loop containing nucleoside triphosphate hydrolase protein. Lineage: Eukaryota; Fungi; Basidiomycota; Agaricomycetes; Agaricales; Mycenaceae. Bases 1 to 2463 code for a protein of 820 amino acids. The record is from RefSeq and is a predicted model, not a curated record. Gene Ontology annotation, cellular component: cytoplasm; mitochondrial matrix. Gene Ontology annotation, molecular function: ATP binding; ATP hydrolysis activity. The transcript is spliced from 16 exons. Gene Ontology annotation, biological process: cellular response to heat.